Cinara cedri is the source of this 30197-nucleotide messenger RNA. The record is from the annotation of a GenBank genome assembly. Lineage: Eukaryota; Metazoa; Arthropoda; Insecta; Hemiptera; Aphididae.
AUGGUAAGAAUUAUACAUAGUUAAGCACAUCGUUACUAGUUUGAAAGCACUCAAACGUAUUUUAUCAGCAUCGAACAUACUAUUGCCGAUUCUUUGAGUUACAAUGAGACAAUUGAAUUGUUUGCAUCAAAAAAAGCGCGAAAAAAAAAUGUUUAAAUAAUAUUAUAUAUUAUCAGUUGUGUUACAAUUAUCUACGUUUAUUUUUCAAUUUAAAGUAAAAUAUACUUAUUAUGUCGUAUUUAUGUCAUCGUGUUCAAUAAAAUAAAAAUAUGAAUUUAUAAUAUAUUGUUUGUACUUAAAAAAGUACCUACUCAUUUUGUGUCUAAUAUAAAAAUACAAAUUUGAUUUUAUUAGUUUAUAUGUAGGUACACAUUUAGAUUUCUAACAAGACCUAAAAGUUUAUAUAAUUAGAUGAAAAAAGAACGGAUGUACUUCGCACGUGGGCACAGCUACUGUUGUAGGUGGGAAGUUGGGGAGGUAGGAUACAGACGGGAAUUUAAUGUAUAUCAGUUGUAAGCAUCGAUAAACCAUUGCUAACGAAUAAACGAUUCUGAGCGGAGUUCAGUUGAUAGCGUUGCUUUGUCAACAAUUUAAUAUUUGUCAUAUUAUCGUAAAAUGAUUACAACAAUGUGCGUUUCCAUGACAACAAUGGUUGUUUAAAAAAGAUUUAAAAUAAUAAAAACUUAAUAAUAAAAAAAAAAUAAAUAACCUAGCUGUUGCCAAUGACAACCUUAUUUGUAAUCUUUCAAUUUUUUUUUACCUAAAGCACCAGGUUUUUCUCAUUGUCUCGAAUAUUAAUCAAAAUUUUUUUUAAAAUUUAAAGACCUCUCUAAAUACCACCCAGAGAACAUUUCCUUUUAGAAAACGUACUAUAGUUGAUAAUCGGAGUAAGCUUCUGGUAAAAAAAGUGUUCACAUAAAAAAAAAAUAAACAUCAUUGUUAAACCAAUACAUGUUAAACCAAUGCACUCAUCGCUCCACUCAGUAUCCAAUAAAUUAAGUCCGUUAGAAAAUAAAAUAAACAUUUAUAACAUUUUUAUAGAAAUAUAUACCGGGCUCCUCAAAAUUCUUCACCGGGCUCUGAAAUCUAUCGGGCCGGAACUGCCCCCGAGGUUUGAAAGCUCUGUCAUAAUAUAUUUACUCGGAAAUUUCGUAAAAUAUAACUAUAUCAUUAGGUAUGUCUCCCAAAUUUAUACUUUUGUCACGAGCACCCAGUGAGGCGGCAUCAUCUAAAUAGUGAUCAGAUGGCUAAACAAUAAAGAGGGAUAAUUCAAUCUAUCCAUACAUGAAUUAACAAUAUUAUUAGGUAUAUCGAAUUGAUGAAGGACAAAAUAAUCGUUUUUUAGUUAAUUUUAACCAGAAAUAGGAUAUUUAUGACCUAAACAAGUACGAAAUAUAAAAAUAAAUAAAAAAAAAAAACCUCAACUUCACUUCUGUAAAAGCUUUUGUAGUAGAACACACCAGAACCUAUGUCUUAUACGCUGAAAAUUUUAUCAUGAAAAAAAUCCUUCAUUAAUAAUCCAAAAAAAUAUUUAUAAAAAUGUAAAUAUUUUCUUUGAACUACAAAAUGUUUUUUAAAAAAAAUGAUGAUUUAAAUAUUAUGUAAAAAUUAAAAAAAUGUCUUAUGAAAAUACUCUGAAAUAUAGAUCAUGAAAAUAUUUAAAAUCAAACAAAAAUAAAUUUAUAGCUGAAAAUAAAAAAUAAAAUUAGUAUAUUCUGGAUCUACGAAGCAUGAAACGAAUUUUUAGACCCUUUCGGUUUUGGUGGGUUUCGCUAGACCUUCGCAAUAACUUUUUGAGUUAUCGUUUUCCUUUAAAUAAUGAUGAUAAGGACCAAAAGUUCUAAUUAUCAUAUUGCAUUUAACCUUUUUAAUAUACAAUCGAUGAAAUUUAUAGUUCGAUGAUAACAGAUAUCGUUUUUGGGAAUUGGAAGCGGUGAUUUUCUGUCUUUGUCUUGGACACGUGCAACAUAGGAAUGUAGACGUGUUAUAUUUCUAACACACCGCCGAUUGGUCUAUAGUGAUGCGAUAAGAAUAUUCCGAAAGCAGAUUUACCGUCAAAUCUACUUAAACGCUACUUUUCCACUUUUUUUCAUAUUUCAUUAUUUUUUUCUAACAUUUCCUUCUUGGUUGUUGCUUUUUUUUUAAAAUUUAGUGGGAUAAAAUCGGUACUUCGGAAAUUGAAUACAGUUUACAUUUCUACGUUGCUCGUGCGUAAGUCGAUAGAAAAUCACCACUUCCGAUUCGCAAUUUUAAACAAAUACAACGUGUUCAAAAGACGAAACAAUUUCUUUUUCGUGUACCGCAGGGGUUAAGCGUAUUUUAGGGUAAAAGGGGGAAAUAAAUGCAAAAUCUCUUGACGUCCCUAAUCUGUAAUAAUUAUAAUAAUCACGAAUCCUGAAAUUUCGAUAGUUUUACCCCUGCCCUAAAUUUAUACGGAUCGAAGCAGGGGCGGCUCCAGAGACUUGAUUGGGGAGGUAAGUCAUAUUUUUUCAAAAAAUUGUAAUAAAAAUAUAUUUUAUAGGUUUAUUUUUUUUUUUUUUGUACAGUUGUUUUUAACAAAAAUACGGUCUUAGGGGGGGCCGCGGUCCCUAAGCUCCCACCCCUCUGAAGCCGUCCCCGCGGAAAUCCGUAUCCGAGUCACACCUAACCCACAAUUAGUGGUCACCGGUUAGGUCAGGUAAUAAUAGUCGAAUCAAAAAUGACCGCGGAAAAAACGAUUCCGAAUAAAAAUGUUUACACGCCGAAAUCGUCACAGUAAAAGAAAAAUAAUAUUAAUAAGAAUUAUGCGUCGCGAUAGUCGAUACGUGUAUAGUGUAUACAUUUAUGAUAUUACGUAUUGCCUGGCGGCUAAAUAUUUAAUUUAGACACACAAACCGUCCGUCGAACAAUAAUGGUAAUUUCCCGAAUUAGUACACGUUCCUGUAUGAUACACACCGUAUUAAUAAUAUCAUAAUAAUAUGGGUUUUCGGGUAAAAUAAAAUUGUUGAGUAUCCAAUUAAAUAGUCGGGAUUUUACUGUUCACGAGGAAAACGGCAUGUGUUAAAAGAAAAUUAAAAUUUUCGGAAAGCCUUCGGAGGGGGGCAUGGCCCCGCGGUUCGCCGGCGGCGAGCGACAAACCCGGUGCCGUGUCCGCGAGCGCGUAAAACGGCCGCGGUCUUGUACGCAACAUCAGGUCGCACGUGCAGUUACAAUAUCGUCACCGGCACGGGCGUAUUUUUAAUAAUGGUGAAAAAACAACGGCGUCCCGAGUGCCGCGCCGCGGUGGGGGCAGCGCGCGGCCGUAUAACUUAUUGGUUAUUUAUAAUCGGCCGCGGCGGCCGUUUGUUGGCCGACGACGUUUCGACGACCACUUGUCGGGACCGUCGGGCCGCCGCACGUGUUUUUUAAAACGCCGGGGCUGGCACGCGUCGCCGCCGCGGUCCACAAGUCGUCGUCGUCGUCCGGAUUUAUUUUUAAACCGUUGACCGGCCCGCAAGCCCGUUCGCCCGCCUGCCCGCGUUACGGCGUUACAAAAUUACUAUAAUGUGGUAAAAUGACCGCGGCGUGGCGUGUCGAGAAUCGCCGGCCGGUGUCGUAUCCGCGCCGCGCAUAAUACGGGUGCGUGCGCGUGUGUGCGUAAGGCGGCGCGGGCCUGCCGCCAGCCGUCGCGCGUCGUCGUCGUCGUCGUCGUCGUCGCCGCCGCCGCCGCGGAGGAGCGGACGCACGGUAACCACCGGCCGGGCCCACGACUGCGAAACGCCGCACCGCGAGCGCGCGACCACACGACGCCGCGUCUCGUUUUUGUCGCACCACCGCGACCGCCGCCGCCGGAGACCGGACCGCGGUGUUGUACUGGCGUACUGCGCGUAAGGCACCACACCGCGCGCGACGUGUCGGCGUCGGCCGUCUGCGAUCAGUAGACACGCGUACCGGCGCGCCGAGGAAUGACGACGUGCGUCGCUGCCGGCGAGCGGCAAUAGCGGUUCCAGUCUUCUCUUCUACGAUUUUUCUAUUAUCGAUUCCGCGGUAGCCGACGACGCGUUCUUAUAGUACAGCCGCACACCGCCAUCGCAGACGAACCCGGUAAGACUAUAAUCGUAUUUUAAUAAGCAUAUUGUAGGAAAAAAAAAAAAAAAUAAUCUUACUCGCGCGCAUGUUCUAAUAAUAUUAUCGCGGCUACUCUAUGGCUAGAAAAGGAUUCGGCGGCGGGCCGAUAAAUUCGAAAAAAAUUCUCGUGAAUUAGGUAGAUACGCCUCCCCCCCUUCAAGGGAACCGCAACUCGUACAAAUUAUUUGUAAUUUUCAUUAAUUUCAAAUCGAAUCUUAUGAAACAAAUGUACUAAAUCGCCUGAAUGUUUACAAUGCUUAUAUAUUAUAAUAUUCAGUAAAAUAUCCAGUGUUAAUUUUUCGCGUACGCGGUAUUCACGGUAGGGCACCUUGGCUGAACCAGGUCCGAAAAAAGGCACCGCCGGAAAAUAAGCUUGGGAACCGCCGGUUUCGUGUGUCUUUAUAGUUAAUAUAUCAAGAAAAAAAAACCCAUCGAACUUUUACAUUUUGUGGUUAAAUACGGAGCCCAUUCGAACAUGCACUACAAUACGAAGUUAGAUUUGUACUUAAACAAUAAAUAAAGUAAAUAAUUACUUACCUAUACGAACGUAGAUAAAUAUUGUAGAAAAUUGAUUUGUCUUUUAUAAGUUGCGCAAUACGACAAAAUUUCCAAAUCCAAUAUCUCCACCUCCCUCCUUGGCAAACUACUGAAUGCAUCACCGACACGCUCAGCGCGCGUAACAAUUACACCGUUGCAGUUAUGUACACCGUCGGAUUCCCAGUUUUCCAGGGCCCAGACACAUAUUGUUUUUUUUUUCUGCGCUUAAAAUUAAAUUUUCCGAAAUUGUUGCCGUAAUGCUCCACGGGUAGACGAAAAAACCCAAUCGCUUAUAAACUAACCAGAGAUUCCGUAUUGAGAUCGAUCGUUAUAAUCGCUAAUAAGUUCGGGACUUUGGGUUUUGUUGCAUUUUUUUUUCUUUUCUGCCUACUACACCGACUAGCGGUUAGCACGCCGUCUAUAUAGCAGCAGCCGGUUAAAGUCGCUACGUGGUACUACGCUAUACUCAGUAAUAUCACGAAAUACGAAAUGAUUUAAUUCGUUAAUUACGUCAACAUAUAACAUAACAUUAUGUCUGUUCAACGUUUAUUUUAGGCGCAAAAAAACUGUAUGAAAAAUGAAAAUAAAUUGUUCGAUUCGAUCGCAGGACGACUUUCGAUAGUUACCUCUUCCCCCCCCCCCUUAACCCUCACGGUUUGUCGUAGCGUGUAAUAUGUGAAUUUCGAGUAUGAUUUUUGAAAUUUCACGUAUUCUAAACCGUUGUUUAUUGUUGAUUAUUUUGCAUGACAUAUAAUUUAAAUAAUUAAUUGUAGUUAACCUAAAAAAAAAAAAGUUGUAGAUGCGCACCUCCUAUAUAUGCUGAGCUUGAGUCGGAGGUGUAGUUCGGAAUAAUAAGUUUAUACUAGGUACUAACCGUUACCCGGUUAAAAUAAAGUAACGGGGAAAAUUCGAACAAGUAAAUUAUCAUUUAAAGCACUAAAAACUUACGAGCGAAAUAAAAAUCUGUUGAAAUAAAAUCGAAAUCUCGCGUGUAUUACGGAUUCGCUGUAGACAGAUAGCAGUCGAAUUAUUGUAAUAAUACAGACGCAACAAUAUUAUACCGGCGUACAAUGUUAUAUUUUUAUUAUACUAAUUUAUUUGUCGAUAAUUAGCAUAAUUAAUUUAUCGUCCGUUAUCGACACAAUAUUAAUUAACGGAUUAAACGGUCGAGAAUAGUACACCUGCACGUAUAUCGCGAGCAAAGUCCGAACGCCGCAGCCGACCUUAUCGCACACGGUAAAACAUUACGACACAUGUGACGGUGCCGAUGCACGGAAACAUUUUUUGAUUAUUGUUUUAUUAUUAUUUAUUUUUUUUUUUCUCUAAAUAAAUUCUCUUUCGGCCAAACGAGAUACGUGAUUCGUGAAUCGUAGCUGAUAUUUUUCGAACGGCAACGAAAUAUUAAUUAUUAAUUAAAUAUUUACGUAACUAACCAACGUAGAUCCGUAUUGUUCUGCACCGAGUAUAUUAUGUUUCGCCGGUAAUAAUAUUAUUAUUAUUAUUUUAAAACCGUAUCUGUUGCUAAAACGAUAUUAUUAUUUUCGGUUUCGGUCGCGUACUUAGCGGAAUGUUUAUGGCGAGUAUAUAUUACACGUGCGCCCGCGGGAAAUGUAUCAGAGUAUUAUAAAAUCAAACGCCAAAAAGUACGCUUAAAAUAAUAUUAUAUUUGAAAUGUUGAAAUUCAGGGGAGGAAGAUGCCCCGUCGUGCCCCCCCUCCGGGCGCCCGUGGCGAGUAAUUAACACUCGGGCGCGGGACCCGUAGCUGACCCGAGUUUCCCCCAUGCCCUGCGUCGAGUAUUUUUGCGCUUAUCAAUUGGUGUCUCGCGAAACGGUUACACCUAAUUUCGGUUUGUUUUUUGUCGAAUUUUCCCCGAAAAUCGAGACUAUUGCACUGUUCUAUACAUACGUAUCUUUUCCCCGGUACUUUUGGACAAUUUUAACGGCUACCACUGGAACAUACGAUGAGCUCCAACUCGGGAGAUUUUUUUUUGGUAGACGGAUUGAACAGAUACGGUUUUGGUUGAAUUUAAAUAUAAACUUCACAGCGUUAUCGGGAGAAAAUGGUGUCUUUAAGAUGUAUAUAGUUUUACAUCACUAAAGACCCAUCCCCAAAUAAAUCCAGGAGAACAAAAUUUCGUAUACGCAAGGUGUAAGUGUCAAGGAAGUGCCGUUUGAUGGUUUCGACUUUCAACUCUCUCUCCGAACAUUUUUAUGCUCGGAUUUCAUGUUUUCACAGGAAACACCGGAUUUUAAAUAGGUACUCUAUAACAUACUCGUGAAAAUAAGUAACUUGGUUAAAAUGUGUGUAUUUAUAAAUAGAAUUGCUGUCUAGAAUGAAAUAUUGUAACGGCAACAAGUCGGUCGGUGAAAAUUCGACUCUAUUGACGGAGUUCUGCUGUUCGUGCGAGUUUUUUUUUUAGAUCCUGAAUAUAAUAUAACGAAGAGAUUUAUAUUUUUACGCGGUUUUUUACUCGGAAAAAACUCAUACCGUUAGCGAAAAUUGUUCUGAUUUUCGCAUACGCUCAAACUUCGAAAAACGUCGAAAUUCUGCACGGCGGUAAUAUAAUUCAUUCGGGACAUUUAUCCAAAUUUUCAGCAGUUCACACACGCCCUAGGACAUUUUUGUCGUCGUUUGAUAUUUUCUAGGUCGUUUAUCGGCAACAAGUGAAAAAGCGCGUCUAAUACCGGGUGGGAAAACGUCAUAACCGAUGAGGCUCCUAGCAGUGGCCUAGACCAGGGCAUUAUUGGACAUGUAAGGGUAGUUUUGAAUAACCCCUUAUUUUUUUUUUUACUUAUCGGUCCGGCCUAUAAGACCUUAAUACAAUAUUUUGCCACGGGCAUCAGAAUUUCUAUUAGUUACUACGCUACCGCGUGCAGCAUAAUAUAUGUUUACGUAAACUAAAUUACCCCGUGUAAUAUCCCGUACCCUUCCCAACUGUCCGCCUACAACAGUGGCUUACCCGCGAACAGUAGUACCUAUUAACUUAAUUUUUUUUUUUUUGUUACUAUCGUUCAUCCGGUUCUCGCAUACGAAAUUUAUUGUCCGGACGUACCAACAAUGUUUAUUCCGCCGAGUGUAUAUAUACUGGCUGUACGUUAUUAUUUUAAUACGCGUAUUAAUAGUAGUUAUCGAUCGGUGGUAAAACAAUUAUGUAUAGUAACGAUAAAAAUGUCUAUUCCGUCGUUUUUACUUUACAAUCGUUCAAUAGAAUAUUAUUCGUUAAAAAAAUGUUAUAAAUAUUAUCUAAUACACACAUCUGUUGCAGAUUGUAUUUAUACAGUGGCAGCGUGCAGCAUACCACGGUCGGUUUACCGGACAGAGGUGAUAAAAAAAUUCGUUCUAAUCGUUUUCUCGUCGUCGUCGUCGUCGUCGUCGUCCCGUAAACAUUAUUAUUAUUAGGUAUCAUUUACAAACGUUUCGGUCGCUGUAAACGCAACAAUACCGUGUUGUUUUUUUUUCUACAAUUUUCUUUCUAAAUCCCGAGUUUCUAAACCGCCGGCUAGCCGGGGCCGAGAUCGAUCCGACAAACCGAUCCGGUUGAUCUGUCGUCGUGAUAUACAGGUACCCUAUAUACAUAUUAUAGGUAUAGGUAUUUACUUAACUGCUAAGGAAACUGCCGGGAGAUCCGUACAGUUCCAGUACGUUUGUCACGUCGAAGGUUGUUACGUCAUCGCCGAUCGACGGAAAAUAUCGUACGGCGUGGCGUACACACGGGUUUUGGUCGGGAAAAGCGAUCCGGAAGUCACCUGUACAGAAAGAAGAAAAAAAAAACAACGAUAAUAAUUAUACACAAACCCCCCCCCCACGCCAACGUCGAAUCGCCGUAUCCCGAAUCCGCGUGUAAUCGAUUUUCGUCGCAGAGUGGUCUUUCGUAACGAAAUCCGCGUUUUCGAUUACGAACGUCGUUAUUAUGACAUUGGGCCGCGUUUGAAUACGUUUAGCGAUUAUUAAAACUUGGGUGUUUUUUUUUUUUCAAUCGUGAUAAACGGACAGCUCUCGACGAAAGUAGUAUUAAUUUGUUCCUUCUAUCGCGCAAGCAAAACGCCACGCAUGAAACCCAAAAAUGUUCGCCUCUUUAUUCAUAUUUUUGUUCGUUCCUUCUAUCACGCAAGCAAAACGCCCCGUGAACAUUUGGGCUCUUUCGUCCAAUCAACGGGCUCUAAUAAACAGAAAUUUAAUUGUAUUUUAGAUUUUGAGUGGAACUUAGAAGAAGCUUAUGGUUUCACCAAAAAUGUUUAUUUUUUUUUUCCGCGGACAAUUUUUUUACCAGCAAUUUUGCUCCCAUUUAUAACGAUAGCUCUUUUUCUGAAAGGAAACCUGACUGGAAAGUUAUUUUAAGGAUGCAUUUUUUUGAUUUUCCCUCCAGGACUUUUUCCAAUAAAUGGGGAAAACCGGGAAAAAACAUGGGAAAACCGUAGAAAAAACGGGAAAAUAGGUACAAUAUUAAACAAAUAUUAUUAAAGUAAAUAUAUAAUGCCUAUGUGUUACAUGCCUAUGGUUUAUCGUUGCUUAAAUAUAUACAUUAAAUUUCUACUCUACUAUCUUCCCAACUUCUUACCUACGACAGUAGCCCAUCCACGUGUGAAGCAUGUCCGUCGUUUAUUUAUCGUUUAUUUUAAAUAUUUGUAAAACUGUACAAUUUUUAAUAAUUUUCUGUGUUAAUUUUAUACAAUAUGUAAUGUUUCUUAAAUAAUAUUACUAUACAAGUUUUCUGACUUCUCUGGUUAAUGGUAUAUAUUCUACAACACGAUCAUGAAUUAAUAUACAAUAGGUUGUUACACCUUUUAAAUUUUUAGAGGCUUCUAUUUCCGAAGUUACAUGGACUGAAGAAGCUGUUGCCGAAUCAUUUCGUUUCGAAAUAUCAAUAACAACGAUCGGACCCCUUUCCAAAAACUGUAUAGAACUUCGCACUCCGUUUUCAUAUUAAGUCUCUUAGAACGAAAUAUUAACGAAAACUUCACCGAUCGCUGGAUUAUUAUCGACUGAAAUGUUUAUUAAAUAAUCACACGACAUAUUGUAUAUUCGACAAAUGGCCUACGACUAAAACUUGAAAAUAAUUUGUCUCAUGUGGAGGAAAAAUACAUUUUAACAAAACCAAUUUAAAAACAUGUGAAAAUAAAAUUAUUGGAUAAAAUUCAGGCAGAAAAUUAAUAAAAAUUUUACAAUUUUACAAAUAUGUAAAAUAAACGUUAAAAAGUAAUAAAUAUUAACUGAAUUUUUGUUGAUUAUUUGAAAAAUAAUAAAAAAAAAAAAACAAAUUUUCAUGUGGCGUUUUGCUGCGUGUUAGAAGGAACGAAUGACAAAAGUAUGAAAAAAAGCUCAUAGUCGUCGCCGAAUUCCUAAACUUUAAUAAUGUAUUGGUUCGUCUCGGGAAAACUCGGUAAGUAAAAUACAUUGAUAAAUCCAUUGUAAUCUAUUUCAAUUAUCAAAUCAGACGUCGUCGUGUCGAACUAUGUUUAUAUUAUAUUAUUGUUUUCGAGUACAAUGAAUCUCAACUAAAACCCUAUUUAUAGCGAAAACGAUUACAAAUAUUCAACGAAUCUCGUUUUUCUAAAUUAAAAUGUUAAUAUUUUCUAUUCGAUUGGGCCGUGACUUGAGGUUGGCGUUUGCGCGCUCGGUUAAACUGCGCAUACGGACCGCAUGAACUGAAAGUUGCGCAAACUGUGUGUCAAUGAAAAUCGUACGACUGCAUUUUUAAACGUUCAAGUUCUAGACCUACUGAGGGCGAUAUCUGACGGUGUGUCUUCAUCGCCACUCCCUUUGAGAACGCCACUGUGGUAUAUAAGGUUAAUUAUACAUUUAUGCUGUAGUAAUUUCGCCUACACGAAAUAGCGGGGUUUUCUUCCGGAGUAUCGUAAACAUCAAAACACAAUUAUUGAUUAUAAAUAGUAAUCGACGAUAAUAUUUGUCCAAAACUAUUAUUUUACUGCGCGUACCUGUCUGGCUGUCUAUAACAAUAUUAUGAUAUUGGCUACGUAAUAUUAUAAAUUCGACUGUAUUUCCGUCAAUAUUUCUAUUUUUUCUAUAACAUUUUGUGCCUUACGCGCAGGGGCGUAUCGCCCCCAAGAGGAGUGGACUUACAUUGGCAUUUAGCAUAGUCAUCAGUCCAGAAGUAGAUAUAAUCAUUAUAUUAUUUGAUAUAAUUAUUUUUCUUAUCAAUCAUUAAUAUUAAAAUUAACUUUUUCAACACUAGGUCUGGAGACGCCCCCGCUUAAGUGGAGUAUUUUAUAGCUUACUUGUGGUUUAUACUGUUUAUGGGAAAUUUCGAUAUAAAUUUUACUUCUUCUUCUCCUUCGCUUUCAUCCCAACUAUUUGGGAUAUUAGUUCUAAACUUCCAUCUGACAAGAUCUUCCCCACCUCGCUUACACCGGCGGUCCUCGUAUUAUUCUCAAUUGCAUCGAUAACCAUCUAUUUUUCAGUCUUAUAUCAGUCGUAGAAAAAACUUUAAAAAAAAUUUAAAUUACCAUAAGAAAAGUCUCAACAUUUUUUUUAUUCUAAUUUCCUUUCGGAAAAGGUACUACACUCAAAAAUCGGAACAAGAUUUCUGGUAGAAAAUUUGUUUAUAGGAAAAAUAAUAGCAAUAAAAUCAAAUAGACAUCAUUGUAAAAUCAACACGUUCCUCGCUGCUCUCAGUCUCACAAAAAAAAUAAAUAAAAGACAACACAGCUAGGGGAGGUGAGACCUUCUCCUAUAUAUAUAUAUAUACAUCUCGUAUAUGGGGGGGGUCCCAUUUACGAGAACAGUUCCUGCGCACGCGGAAUACGCUCCCCGAUGUUGUUAAUAUUGUCGGUGUGCACUGCGUUAUUUCUAACGCGAGUCCAAAACGCCGCCGCGUAAGACCGCUGCGUAUACGCAACGACGGCCGCUAUAUAUACACACGCGGGCACGCACAUACGUAAUACGUAUACGUACACACACACACACACACACGUACGUACAAUCGUAUAUUACGUACGUGUAAUAUAUUAUUAUUAUUUGUUUCUGACGCACACGUUAUUAUUAUGCACAUGUGUGUAUGUGUGUGUGUGUGUGUGUGUGUGUGUGUGUGUAUGUAUGCGUGUGUGUGUCUGAACGCGCGCACUCCAAGUCGCAGCUGGAACCGCCGGCCCGAUAUAAAACUGCGUGCGGGACGGCGCGGUCAUAGUAUACGUGUUACGAUGUGCAUGCAGUGUAUAAAAGUCGUCCCCGCUGCGGCGGAUGCGUUUCUCUCUAAAAAUAAUCCGCACGAGCGCCGCCGCCGUGCCGUGCGACGACGACGUGGUGUUCGCCCGUAAGCUGCAGCCGUCUUUUGACGUCGUCGUCCCGCCGCCGCCGUCCGCUUCCCCAACCUAUAGGUCUUAUUUCCGUGCUUCCCCCCUCCCCCCCUGCUCCCGCUUAUCCCGAUAGCCGCGCCGCACAAUCCCUUUCGCCCCGACACCCGCCGUCGCCGCUGCGAUCGGCCUGCUCGAAAACGUUCAGGAAUUAUCGUACACCGUCGCGCCGCCGAGCUUAAAUAUUAAUUGUAAUAAUUGUCAACUGCACGUUACAUUAUACCGGGUGUCCAAACGUGUUCGACGGAUUUCUCUACAGAGCUGUUAAUAUUCAAAUAUUAUUGGUUUUGGUUUUUUCAGCGCGCUCGUCUAUUCGGAGAAAAAUAAUUUCGAAAUUUAUUUCCAAUGUAACUUCUAAAACAAAAAAAUCAAAAAUAGCUUACACAAUUUUCGAAAUAGCCAUUUUGUAAAAUUAUGUAUUGUUCCAAAAAUUGCAUUCAUAUCCGGUCAACAGUUUUUCAAACAGCUCCAGAAAAAUCCGUCUAACACAGUAGAACACAGAGGUAACUCCAGAGACUUGGUUGGGAGGCGGCUAAUUCAUAUUUUUCAGAAAACUGUAUACCAAAAAGCACAUUCAAUAUUUUAUAACAUUAUACUUUGUAGUGUAUCUCUAACUACUCUUAACUUUUACGUGUCUGCAAUAGUCGAUGGUAUAUAAUUUUGUUUAUUUUUUCUGUAAAAUUUGUUUUCGACUAAAAAUACAGACCUGAGUGGGGCCAUGGCUCCUAGGCCCCCCUGGAGCCGCCCCUGGUAGGACACUCAGUAGAGACGUUCGGUUUGCCGCGGCCGCUUUGGCAUCCCGUUUCUCACAACGUUUUCAGCACGGUAUUUUUGAUUCUUUUAGACUCGGAAUGUUUUCCGAUCGUCAGAUUUCGUCCAAUAUUCACGAGCAUUGAAUUUAUUGCGGGCGCGUAUCGGUCGCGAAAAAAACGAAACUAUAGCGUUCGGUUUUCGACUGCAUCAGCUUCCGCGGUUAUAUUUUGCGCAUUUCAGCAAUAUCUUAUUGUUCUCGUUUCGACUUCCAUUCACACACACACACACACACACGAGCCAAAUUAUAUAUUUGUAAACAAUGCGAUUAACGCGUUUGCGUUUAUAUAUACUGCCGUAAUAGUACAGAAAAUCCGUAAAUAUUAUUAUUACGAUUACCGACGGCCGAACGUUAAAUCAUCAAAUGUCAAACGUAAGAAAAAUCGAAUCAAAUUAUACACAUUCAAAAUGAAGAACUUAACUUAACUCGAUAAUUAUUAUUGGAAAAUAAAACUUAAUAGCUGUGUUUUGAGCUCGGCGCUGUUUCAACGAAACCGGGCUAUUUUCAUUAAUGUUUUUGAAGUAAAAAACACCCGCGGUCACGUCAUUCGCGAUAGAGAAGGGGGAGGGGGUAUUCGAUCGAGUCGUAUGGCUUUUAGCAUUAUCACGAGUCGGCAAAAUUGACUUUUGGAUCCGGGGGAAAAUAUCGACGAACGUUACGCGUAUACAUUUCGCUCGUAAAUCCUCUCGAAUUCAAAUCGAUCGAUUUUUCCCAUUUUCCGUGCGAUUUUUAACACGUUUAAAAUUUAAACGCCGCGCGAAAACAUUCGUUUCUGAAAAUUCACAAAACGUGUUUCGGGUGUAUAAUCAGUGUGGGAGGAGGGGUGGCGGUGAUGGUUCUGUAACCCCGCGCAUUGCGCAACGCCCGGGAGUCUUGGAAUGCCAUUGAACGGAGCAAAGCUUAUCGGUACAAAUUAAUAAUAAUAAUAAUAAUACCAACGCGACGAUCGCGCACGUGCGUUUCCAUUUGCGGACGAAACGAUCCGCCGUCCGUGUGACGGGUAUUUUUAUUUUCAUUAGUUUGCCCCUUGCGUCUCGGUAGACGCGCCGCCGCGACCAAAAAUAAAUCGCGUGUAAACGGCGCGGCGACGUGUUCGGUAGCCGGCCGGCUGGGCAAAUGUCACCUGCGGCGGCACACGUCCUCCUCUUCCCCGUCCGCAUCGCCGCGACCGCGGCGUGUUAACAUGAGUCACGGAGCGGCUGCGGCAGAGCGCAGGACUACUCGGCGCACACGUUAUUUGCGUACCACGUGCUGCCGCCAGUAAUGCGUGUUCUCUCCGUCCGGGUGGUGAUCGUCACCUCGGUGGGGGGGGGUGAGAGAGAGGGAGGGGAAUGGUUGAGCCGCCGUUCGGAUAACGCCGACCGAUUCUUCGGAUUCUUGUUGUCGGGUGGGCACUCUAUUUCGAACUUUGGAAACGCGGGGGGUUACGGGCGGGGUCGGGUGUCGCUCGACUCGCGGGUUUACGGCGUCGGGAAAAUUCGAACAUCCUCCCCGAACAACCCGCAGCCGUGUAAUGCCGUCGAGUAUUUACCAUCGAGGCGCAUUUUUACACGGCGACGGUACUGCCGCGACGCUCUACGACAGUUCGAUACUGUCACGGGACGACGAGAGUACUGCUUACACGCCAAUGCAAAUCGCGUGUCGCUGUCGCGAAACUGUCGUCGUGUGCGUCGCACGUCAGUAGUCGUGACGGUGCGGCGAUACCAUCACGCCGUUGUCAAGAGGAGCUGCUAGAUAGUUGUAGCGCUUAAUGUACGCGCGCCAACGACGAUAAGAUGGGUAUUAAAACACGAAUCCCAACUGUGUUAUUAAUAUUAUUAUAACAUUUGUCGACUUAUAAAUAGAUUUAUUGCCUCGUUCGGUUCGUUAUCUAUCAAGACCCUCGCACGCCGGGCCAGCGGUUCCCAAACUGCGAGGUGCGCGUUCGUACCGUCAGACUUUUGGCGUUUCGGGACUCGGAACCGCGUGAAGCACGACGAAUUGUCGUCGAAAUUAACGACCUAGGGCUUCUCGCGCGGGUGUUGGCGUGGAUCGGGAUUUUCGGCGGCAGCCGCGCAAUCCAAAUAUCGGUCUACACCGGAAAAAGGAAUGCGCGUAUAGCAGUUGCGACGGUGCGCUACGUAACUUUGAUACACGCGGAAACGAUCACGAUCCGUAGCCCGUUGCAUUUUCAAUCGCGUUCAACCGCGUGAGAAAAUUCGCCCGUUUUCGGGGAGAUUUGAAUAGGAAAAAUGUUGGGAACCGCCAGGCGCUAAAGCGAACGUUCGCUCGAAAUUAAAAACGGCCCGUUCGCACCGCGUGAAUAACCGGACCAGUAAAAUCCGCCAGCGUCCGGCGAUCGAUCGCCGGUGUUUAGUUUUAGGCGAACACUCGCCCCGGGCGAUGCCGCGAUUAAUUUAACCGCGACGAUUAUUUCCACUAUUUCCAGUUAAAGAGUGACGCAGUAUCGUAACCUUAUAAAAAGGCGAUAGAGUACACGCCGAUUAUACGUAAAAGAGGUGGUUGGCUGCAACCCCCUUCCUCAAAACUUAUUUAUUUUUUUUAGAUUCAAAAAUCUGGAUUUACAUUGACUGCUACAGUCUUAAAAGUAUACUCGGUCGUGCACCGUUAGACAUCCCGAUUUUAAAAAUAAUAUUACCCACGCGUAAUAUUAUUGAGUACCUGUUAUUUAUGUAUAGGUAACAUUUCCUAUUGAUAAUGAAAUACCAAUCGCUUGCGUUAAAACUUUCAAGUUGAACUCUGUACAUUACGGGUUACGGUCAUAGACCAUCGUGGAGUCGACGAGGCCAGAAACAGUAUUGUUCUCCCAGUUUAGGCAUACCCAUCGUAAUCAUAUAUAUCAUGUCAAAAGUUGUGCGUGCAAUUUAUUGUAUUAUAGUCUUAGUCUUAGUUAUCUAUAUAUAGUACUCAUACAGUCACUUUGAAAUAUUUCAUUCGGUGUAUCAAUUAGAUCAAUUAGUUGUAUUAUUUGAUAAUAUCUGGUUGGAUUGAGCCGUUGUUACAACAAUAUAAUGUGUAGAAUAUUAUAUUUUUAAAACAGAAAUACACCGCCUAGGUCUGCAACACCUAUUUAAUCGGAUAUUAAGCCGAACGUUAGGAAACAAUUGGGUACUCGUAAUCACUUCGACCCUUCUGUAGAUAAAAAUGUUGACGCGAAAACGGUGUAUGGUCCAACACAUUCUAACCGCUUAACGGUAAAAGGUAGGGAAGAAAAAUAGUGAUGCGCAAUUGAUAUACGCCCGCCCUAUAUGCGUAUUAAAUAUGAUACAAUGAGUGUGACAUCAAUAAGUCGCACCGAACAAAAAAUCGAGUAGUAGUUAUGCGCCUCGUGUACCCUCGUAUACCCUCGACUACACCACUGCGGUUAUCGGUAUUAUACCGGUACAUCAAACGAUGAAAUCGACCGUGCGGUAGGGUUUUCUAGAACCCGGAAUCAUUGGCCUUCAUUCGGUCCCGUUCGUGUUUAGAGGAUGGACCCGAAAACGCCUGUUCGUUUCGUUUUUUACCGGGUUUUUUGUUUUUUUUUAUGUAAUCGUUUUAAUAUGCUAGCUGUCAGCGCGAUAAAAAAAAAGUUUCUCCCCGUGUCCGCCGAAUAGGUAAUACAACACGUUGCGCGACAGUAUUUUCACCUCGAAUUCAAAUAGUGAUUACCGACUUAUUAUAGACAAGUAUUCUAGAGUUUUACAAAUAUAUACAACCCAUUGGUUUAUCGACGCAUUAACGGAUCGGAAUUAAUUGGUAUAUCAACGAUAAAAUACACAAAACUAUGGGCAUCUCUGCUCUCUGAACCAGUGUUAAUCUUAAUCGAAAAACAACUUAUCUGGUAACAGUGAUAAACCCGCCCAACCAUUUUAGUCGCGAGGCGAUUGCCUCGAAAAAUCCUGCUUUGGCACGCCACUAUAUCCAAAUAAUGUAUUAUGAUGCAAAAGAGAUAAAAAAAAUGAAAUGAUCUCUGCGGGUUAUCCUCGGGAGAUUGACUUGUACGACCGCGGAAAUUAUGCCUUUUUUAAAAAGAUACGUACCAUUCCGCAAGGCAUCGUUGUUUUGAAGUAUUUCAUAACCAUAUGGUUUAGCCGGCGUUAGCAACAUAAGCACCCGAAAAUAAUAUUUUCUUUACGACUUGAUUAAUAUCGACAUAUCUUAUACUUUCUAUAAAUAUAACAUGCAUGCAUUAUGUAUAUAAAUAAACGUCCCGGAAGAAUUAAUGUUGUAAAUGACGGUGAAAACCGUAACGAAAUCCGUUGCGUAGUUUUAAAGAACUAGCGCGCAGACAGAUUUUGUUUGAUACUAUUUACAGAUAAUAUAUACAUAACAAUUACACAAGGCAAACAGUCUGAUUAGGAAUAAAAAAAAAAAAAAACAAUCCGUGUUCAAAAAAAAAUUGUAAUUAAAAAACUUUUCGAAAUGUACGCACGAGACCGCGAGAUCAUAUCACAAUUAGUAACCACACGAGGUAAUGAUGGAGGAGGGGGACCGAAAAUAAAACAGCCGAACCGUAUGUAAACCGAAAAUAUAUUUGAAUAGAAAAAAAAAACAGUCGACGGUGUUUUAGCCGAAAAUGUUUCGCUCGUUAUUGCUCGUUAUUGUUUCAGAACACUUGAUGCAGAUGUAGCAUAUUAUAAUUUUUAAAUGGAAGACGUUCUGAUAAACGAUAAGGAAACUUUGACCGUCGAUAUUUUGAACAAAUAGAAACGCAUAGAAACCCGCACUGUCACAGUCAGUCUACCGCAUUAUUAUAAUCCAUCUAACCAGCCGUUAUCACACAUUAUUAAAUUGUUCGGUUUUUUUUUCCACGGUCGGCUGUACACUACGAUGAAGUACGUCGGUUUUCACCGUCACGGUAAAACACGUAGGUCAAAACCGAAGUGUAUGGGCAAAAGCCGACGACGGAACACGACAGUUUUUAUGUCUGACGAAACCUGAUUUUAAACACGACGGCUAUAUUGUACCGAAGAAAACCGUCGUAUUUUAUCGCAGUGUAUGCAUAUUGAAUAGAUAAUAAAGAAGUGGAUACAUAGGCCACUCCUACAACAAUAUUGUUAGUGAUGUUCCCGGAGUGGCGGAAAACUGAGGCGAUUUAUCGUUCAACGUCAUGUAUGGAUAAAACGCCUCACUUAAUGAAACUCUUGAAACGACUGUGCCCGUCCCUCUUGGAACACUGAAUAGGUAUGGAUAGCCUGUCCACAUCUCUAUUAUCCACGGCGGCCGUAUUAACAAUACGUUCGGCAAAAAUAAAUUUUUGAUAAAAUUCGGCUUAGAUAUAGCCGCUGUCCGGUCGAAAUAUUUUACGUUUUCAAUUAUUGUCCGGCCAAAAUAUUUGUCUUUCUAUUCAUUUAUCGGCCGAUGUAUUUUCGUGUUUUUGACGCGCUCCUGUAACGGUCGUACCCAUAUCGCGUCCCUUAAAAAAUUCGUCUAUGAUGACACUGGACGUGGACCAUCCGAGACGGCUUUAUCACUCGACGCUUGCUUGAUGAUGUGGUAAUGUCGUAAUAAUCUAGACGCGUUUGUUAUCGACAAUGCCAUUGCAGGUGAAUUCGGGAACAUAAUAUCGUAAACGAUAUUUUUUACCUCGCGUAAACAGUGUUGAAACCUGAUAAUUUUCCUGCGGGCGGGGGAGCUCACUUUUUUUGUCAUCGGUCAUCAACGGAUGUUGUACGUUUUGUUGACAGCCGUAUUUAUUAGGGGGGUGAAUUAAAUUCUAUGGGGGGGCGUUUACCCCACCCCACCCCUCACAUUGUGAUAUUUGUUCUAUAUUUUUUCAUUCGAUAACCAUUUCGUUUACCGUUUUUAUAAUAUACCAGUGUUUCUUUCGGCGGGGGAGGGUAUUAGCCCCUGAAAAAGAAAUCAUACCAUCCCCGGAAGGGACGGAUUCACGAACAGGCCAAGCAAACCUGGGCUUAGGGGCGCUAUAAUUUUAAGUUGUACAAAGGACGCAAAUAUUUUUUUUCUUUCAUUUAAAACAAAUAAUUUCAUUGAAUUUUAAUUGAGUUACAUCUUUAUAGAUGGUUUUUGAAUUCUUAGGCUGCCGGUGGCCUAUAUUAUGUAGGACACCGUAAACAAUUAUUCUUAUCGGGUUUAUCUUAUCAUGUUCUAUGAUUAUACGAUGUCUACAACAACAUCGAAUCAAUUGAAUGCAUUAUCUCUAUUAAUAUAGAAAAUGAACUGAAUUCGCUACCAGAAAAUCCAGAAAAAAAAAUUGAUAUUAGUAUUUUAUGUAAAUAUAAUUACUAAGUAAUUAAUCAAAUUCUUAGUUAUUAAACACUAAUUUUUAUUGUUUGUUUUCAUACAAUUUUAUUUAAUGUAAAAGGCAUGUUUUAAAAAAAAAAGAAUGCAAGAGAUUUUAUUUUGAGCGGAACGAGGAAUGUAUUGGUUUUACAAUUUUUUUUUUUUCUAUAAAUAACUUUUCUACCAGCAAUUUUACUCCAAUUUACAAUUACAAUAAAUAUAAUAAGGGCGCCAUUUUAUACAAGGCUUAAGGGCACUGAAUUUCUUAAUCCGGCACUGCUCCUCCGAAAACAUGACAUUAGUACAUUACAAUACGUAAACUAUGCACGCGAUGCGAUAUGUGAAAUGAGUUAUGGGCCGAUUAUAAGUAAUUUUGUUGGCGAUAAAAUAAAACAAAAAAUAUCCAGUUAUAUAAAUAACCGCGUUUUUUAACGAGCUACGAAAAAAAAACCGUCAUCAUCGAUCGUAUUUUCGUAAUUUUUUCCCCCAGGUGUAAAAAUUCCUAGACCCGUCUCUGUUUUUGGCAUACCGGACGCGCGCGACUGUUUUGUUUGCCCGUGCUCGACUUUACGUUGUCAUUUAUCGCGAUUUUUUUUUUUUUUAUCACUUGUAUUAUAUUUCUCAGUGACGCUGACGGGAUUCAUCAAUGGCCGGGGGAAGGGGGGGGGGUCCUACGACCUUUUCUUAAGCUUACCUAUAGCAAAAAUCACUCCCCCUCUUCCCACCCCAUCUGGCUACGCCCCUGUGACUACGAAUAUGUAUUGUACGAAUAACAAUAAUAAUGAUUGAGGACCGGAUUUAUACAUGCAAGUGCAUACCACACGCGUGUUGGAAUAAGCUUUUUGAAAUCGCACGGGAAUCGUCCCCGAUUUAGAUCAUUCUUAUUAAAAAUAACACUAACUGCGUUUUGCACAUUUCAACGUUUUUUCGUUUUUUUACCCAUUCAACGCGCGUUUGUAGUUUUCACGGUGCGCAUGUUUAAAAAAAUACAUGCGUAUUCCGUACCAUAUUGCGGCAUUUUUAGCAGAAGCAUGCAGUUUGACGGUUUUUUCGUGUAAAUCCGAUGCCUAAUAAUGAUUAUUGUUGUUAUUGCUGUGUAUUCACCGGCGCGAGAUAACACACCCAGCGGCCGCCGCCGCCGCCCGACAUCGUAGAUAAUAAAUAAAUGAUUUUUAUUUGUCCGCGGUCGAAACGCACUCUUCCAAGCGGACCGCCGAAUACUCUAUGUGGCAUCGCAAUCCGGCCAAUCCGAUGGGCACGACAUAUGCGACGGAAUGCCCGUGCCGGCGCGGUCGGCCGUGACGUCCGUCUUGCAGUCGUCGCCGCGUAAAAACAGCGGACCGGGCGCCCGGGGGACCCCGUUCGCCGAACUUUUCGCGUCGCGUUUCGUCGACUACAGUUCCGCGUGCCGUAUAGAACAAUAAUUAUUCGCGUCCGAACGGUUCCGGGGCGACGCGCGCAACGUGUUUUUAAUUUAUAUUAUUAUCAUUGUUAUUGUUAUUAUUAUUUAUUUAUUUUAUUUUUUUUUGAUUUUUGUUUCAAAGAAAUGCCACAUUCUUACGGGCACGUCGACGCGCAGCAGUUGUCGGUCGGAGACGAGCUGUACAACCUGACGCAGUUGGCCGAAGUCAGCAUCGUCUACUUCAAACACCACACGGCCGCCGCUAUCGCCGACGAGCAUCCGAUCAACAAAUUCGAAAAGGCAAGUGGAUUUCCAUCGCGCGCCGUAUGCUGCGCGCGUCAUAAUAAACAGUACAAUACUAUGUUGUAAAACUGUGUUCGUUUUUUAAGGAAAAAAAAAAAAACCCUAACCGUUCGUUUUUGAUAAGGAAUACGUUAAUCGCGCCGUCGAAUGCGACAGUGCGAACAGUGUGAAACAGUGCGAAUUCUGGUGUAAAACACCGGAAUAGUGUACACACUUUUUGGUGAAACGAGCUAAGAGCUACGCCGAAAUGUUCUGCUCGUUACUGUUACGCGUUUGUCGUCCCUCCAUUACGGGCCCGGAAUACAAGCGUACGGUUUUACAAUGUUGUUGUUACAAUAACAAUAUUGUUCGUUUACCCGUGGGCGGUAGUAAAGAAACGGACGGGCCGCUCCGAUAACAAUAAUUAUCGUAGGCCGGGCGACGUUCCCGGGGAGGGACGGUAAACCCGGGGCGGUUCGUCGCCGCACACAGAUGAAACGCAUGAGACCGUCCGACCGUACCCGUCACUCCCGAAACGCCGAUAAGGCGCCUGUGGGAUAGCCCGUGCGUUUACCGGCACAGUGUGUGUGUGUAAACGAACGCGCGGUACGGAUCGCGAAAAAUUAAUUCCGGCGGCCCGCGUUACGCUCCGUCUGCGCGUCACCGCAUUGUCGACGUCCAACGGUAUUGGAACUUCCUAUCGGCCGUAAAACGCCGCGAUACGUAAUGACGUCAUACUAAAUUAUACCUAGAAAUUCGUCGGCACAAACCGGUGUACUACUGACUGGCUUGAUGUCGAUUAUUUUACACCACCGGCGUAACAAUUCGACAACGGAAAUCGGUGCGCCCCCGCCGUCGUCCAAAAUUAACAAUGACAAUGAUAACAGCGAUUAAAUAUUAAUCAGUUAUUGAAAUUAUUGGUGUAUUGCCUGCACCGUACUUUCCAUUUCCCGCUAAUAAGCACUCAAUAAAAAUUAAUUUGAAUAGGUAUUAAUUGUUAUCGUUGUCAUCUAUCUGCUCGUUUAUUAUUUCGAGGGGGGGGGGGUUUGAUGAGAAGCGAUGAAACCGGCGUAAAUAGUUUGCAAUUUGUUCCGGUUUGUACCGGCGAUUCGUUUCCGGUGCAUCUAUAGACGGCGUAGACCACUGUAUACUAAUAGACGGGACUUUUUUUUGCACGUAGAACGGUCACAGACAGACGACGCUCUUCGCGUGUGACUUGUGACUUUUACGCGGUAUUAUAUUGUACGUUGCACUACACAUACAACGGCAAUACUGAUGUGAUUACACUGCACGCCACUGUAGUACGUAUGACCGGUUAAUACCACGGCUACUCAAUAGACAAGGCCAGUCCGUUAGUAUAAGGUCUACGAUAGACGGAACAUUCAACAUGAAAACGCGUUCCGGACGUUUCGGCGGCAGGAGUUUCGUUUCCGGGACAGACAUAAUAAACGGAGUGUUUUUGUUCGGCCGUCCUCGGGGCGCGAAUUUCCUCUCACUCGCACUGUGCUUCUUUAUUUCGUGUCAGCCCGUCGGUCUUGACAUCCGUUCGGACCGACCGCGCCUACCGGCAGUGUUUAAUUUUGUGUGUGUGUGUGUGUGUGUGUAUGUGUGGGGGGGGAGUUGUUACCCCGCGACAGGAAAAUGUACGCCGCCGCCCGAAAACGUACGACGUUACUGCAUAAAACGACGCACGAAACGAGCGGUUACCGGCCGAUCACGAGUCGUCGUCUGGUUGACGGUGAAAUAAAACGAAACGUAACCAGUAGCCGCGUAAAAAUAACCGUAAAAAUGUCAUCAUCGAGCGUAGUUUCUUGAAUUUUUUCUCCCGGGCGCAUACAUUCCUGUGCCUCUGGCGCGCCUACCCUACGGCGGAAAUUUACGAUACCCACUCCCUCCCUCCCGGGGGGGGGAGGGACCCGAAGGUCUGAAAUGAACACCGCCCCUCUCUCGGGACCGAACGCUCCGGCGUCUAGUAUAUUAGACAUCCAUUGCGCGAGUCUAUGAAUAAUAUUAUAAUGACUUUUGCGCCCGUGCCAAACACCGAACGACGACGUCACGCGCCUACGCCGGACGGCGCAAAGAGUUGCGACCGUUGUCGGUAUUAUUACGGUUUACCCCGCGCGCACGUUCCGUAACAAUAACGGUUUUGGAUUUAAUUCAUUCAAUAUUUUUGACGCGUGCAUUUUUCACGAAAUAAUUAGCACGCCCACGCGGUGUAGUUUAUGCAUGUGAACAUUUUUAACGGGGAGGGGGGGGACUUAAAAUAAAAAAAAAAUCGUAAAGGUCAAAACGGCCAUUUUGUCAAGUAGAGUUUUAGAAAAUUGUCUGUGGUUGAAGCUUAUGUUAAAGUGUGGUCUUUUGUUUUCCACGAUAUUUUGAAAAAUUGAAUGAACUCCUUUUCAAUCAUAACAAUACUGUUUGUCAACAUAAAUUGCCAUUAUUGAUUUACUUCUCCAAUAUCCAUUACCUAUUAUAUGAUAAUAUUAAUGCACGAUAUUAACUCACGGAAAAGAAAAUCCCUGUCACAAAACCCCCUGACUAAUGAUAACCGAUUAAAUAUUGUAAUAGAAGAAUUUUUGUACUUCGAAACAAUCACUGCGGUGUCGUAAUCACUUUGGCGAAUACUUCCGAAAGUACUUAAACAAGAGUUUCAAACGCCGAAAAUUUUCUGAAAAUCCAUUUUACAAAAAUGGCCGUUUUUAAUUGUUUUAAACAAAAUUAUAGUAGAAUUUAAAAUUGUUUACAUUAAAUCCUCCUACUUCUUAAAGAAAAAAAAACCACGUUCGUUUACGAACCGUAACGCAGAGGUAUACUAAUUAUUUAAAUAAAAAAUUUUAAUAAAAAAAAAUAUACCUGUGGAAAAUAUCGUAUAGAACAAAAGUUAUUUCAAGCGGCCGAUCAUCGUGGGACACGACCAGUACACUACUAGCACGAGGAGAGAAGGGACGGGGGAGGAGGCGGGGAGUGAAUAGGGUCGUUUAACAUCAUUCCGCCACAACAGCACAAACCCCGCGAUCAAACUGCGCUUGCGCGGCUGCACGCCCGCGGCCCAAAAACGAUUCGCCCGCACGAGCGCUGCCAUUCGCCGCUAUUUUUCUCGUCACUCGGUGGUGAAGGGGGGGGCGGGCAAUCCAGCGAAACGGGGGUGGGAGAAGGUGGGAAACGUUUCGCGGUUUUUCGAAAACGCCGCUGCGUUUCGCGGGUUUUCUUUCUCGGUCGGACGCUGUUACGCGCGACGCGCGACGCAAACCGGAACCGGUAAACACCGCGUAACUCGUUCGAAUUUCCCGCCGUGCGGUACGUCGUCGAUGUCUAUCGGCGGCGAAGACGAGCGCGGGCGUCACACGAACUGGCGCGGCCGCGCGACUAUUGGCGUGUCGUCCGCCGCCCGUCGACCGAUUUCAAAUGUUUUUCCGCCGCCGCCGUCGCGACAAUCUCUCAAUGCCGACGAUCGACCGUUAACGGCGCGUGAUAGCCGGACGGGUAAAACGGCAAUGCCCACCGUCGGCAGUCGCCCGUGUGCCAUUCGGAAAUAACGUUUGCGAAAACGCGCGCGCGCAAUUCGCACGUCGACCCGCGUGGUUUUCAUCGGGUCGUCCGCAAUUCGGAAAACUCCGGCCAGCACGGCCGAACGCUGCGAAACGAUAUUGUGCAGGUUCGGAACAAAAACGAUUCGGACUGUUUUGCGGUGAGCGUGUAAAAACGUAAAACACAGAAAAAAAAAAAUAAUAAAUACCGAAUGACGAUAUUGGGGUUUUUUUGUUGAUUUUCUAAGUGGUUUUCAAAAAUAACGGGGAAAAACUUGGGACAACGGAAAAAUGUACGAAAUGUAUUUUUUUCUAUUUUCGUUUUUGUGUUGUGAUUCAGUUAAAAAUAUUCGUACGGACUUGGAAUUUAAACAGAAAACUUAGAUUUGAGUUUUCUGGACGUGGUAAAAUUUUCAAAACAUUUUAGUUAUUUUUAGACUUUUUAAGUUUACAUUAUUUUUAUUCGGUAGGUACUCUGUGGAUCAAACUGUUAAACCAAACAGAAAUACUUGAAACAUGAACAACAGGUUCAUUAUAAAUCGUACUUUCUGGUCAUACUAAUGUACGCGCUUUCAAAACAUGUUUGUUCGAACUCCUCUCAGAAUCGUUUAUCGUUGGCAAUGAUUAAUCGUUGUGUACAGAGAUAUACAUUCAAUUUUCCUCCAUAUCCUACCUUCCCGGCUUCUCACCUACAACUGUUGGCCCACCCCGUCGUGCGAAGUAUGUCCCGUAUUUUUUUUCUCCGGAUUUUCACAAAAAUCGUUGAAAUCGCGGCAUUUUAGUACUUCGUAAUAUUUAUUUCCAGUCUUCGGUCUCCGUGACACAAUAUAGAUUUAUAGGUCUAUGGUUACCGCAUACAGUAAAGGGGAGUCCACAACUCACCGUGUCGUUUCGUUUCGUGUGAAAUACUUUUUUCUGAUUGGCUCAUAUGAUCAUGGUAGACACACACAUCUGCCAAGGUGCUACCGCGGAUACCGCAGAGUUGAAUAAAAUUCAACUUUUGGAAGUGCUGAUUAUAGCUGGAAAUGUCAUUUUCGCGUUUUCAUUUUAAUAAUAAAUUCGAUUAGUAUUAAAAAUUAAAAAUUAAUAGUCAGUUUUAAUACUAGUUUAAAUUCAAUAUGAACACUUAUGGACUUCGCGAAGGUAAAUAAUAUCUAAUGUUAUGUAAACGGUAAAAUGUACAUUUUUUAAGGACAGAUAUGCACUUUAUGCAAAACGUUUGUUGUAUUAAACACUUCGCACAGCUGUACUUGUGAUGUGAAAUCAGAAAUUAGCGCUAGUGAGUACAAUACCAAGCGGGUGAUUUUAGUAUAGGUCGUUGUUGUACCAUUGAUUUUAAAACCAAUGCCUACUAGUAGAACCACCAGUAGUCGGUACAUACCAGUAGACAGUGGGACGUAACUAUUAAAAAUAGCAAUAUUAUACAAUUAACUAAAGUUAAGUGAAACAAUGUUGGUGUUUUUAUUGUUGUUAGUUAAUCGUAUAGUACAAGUAAACUAUGUUAAUAGAGUGAAUACUGUUCAGGUGAUAAUUCAAUGACAUCGCCUUUUUUUUUUUUUUUUUUUUUACGACUGAAAAUAGUACGAACAAUAAAUAAACCCGAACAAAGUGUGGAGACGGUGAACUAUCGAUGGCAUAAUAAUAAUAAAUAUUCACAAUUCGUGUGAUUUAACAGCGACAUUGUGUUUUAAGAAAAACCUACGAUAAUAAUUACCGCGCGUUUUUGACAGUAGUGAAAGCGAGUGGAGCGAUAAUGUUGGUUGUCGGUAGAACGGCGGGUACGAAUUAUUUCGCGCGAUCAAACAGGAACGUGCCGUAUUUGUUUAAAACGCACGGAACGAGACGACGCGUUGCGGUGUCGGGGACUCAAGAAAAAAAACACCGGGUUACCGCCGUUAAAACAACCGGGUAACCACCGUGAGAAAUACAAAUCGCACAGUAACUCGAAUGGUCAUUAAAUUAUUAGCAACCGUUGUAAUCAAUACGCGCGGGCCGUGAUUUUACGCGCGCGCGGUCUCUACGGCAAUGCGUAGUAUUGAACGGACAUAACGAAAAUAGAAACACAAUCAUAAGCCGAACGUGUCAACCGCGGUUUUGUUUACAACUAGGUUACCGAACUAAUCGCGCGUACCGUAUUCUGACGGCGUUUUGAAAAACGGACACGCUGAAUUUCUCUGUCGAACUUUGCAGCUCGCGAACACGACGUGUAAAACCGUACACGAUAAGUUCGGAGGAAAAAAAGAAAAGAAAAGGAAAAGAUAUUGCGCGCGGUUUUUAAGGGGGAUGCACAGUUUUUCAUUUAUUUCUGUGCCUACCCAACGACAGUGUUAAUUGUUGACGAAACGCGAUUCCGAAUGGAGUUCGGUUGAACGUGUUUUGAAAUGCCAUUACGUUUUUCGGGAAAAUUUGAACUUAAAAUCUUAAUGAAAAAAAAAAAAAAAAAAAAAAAAAAAAAAAAAAACUUAUAUACGGCCAGAUUUUUUUUUUUUUUCGUUGGACUCUCACUCCCAAGUACAAUAAACGGUGAACUCGUGUUAAAUUUCCAAACAUUUUGAAAUACAUAUGUAAUUAUACACGCGUAAAUCGAAAAAAUAGUAGGUAUCUACGCGAAAUGACGUGAAUUUUAUGAUCUCCAUUCCAAUAAGAACUUUCAUCGUGUACAUAAAUAAAACAACUACAUCAUGCUGAAUUUUUUUUUUCACCACCAAGUACACCUUAUGACGAACCUAGUGUAAAAUUUUCGAGCAUUUCUGAUCGGCCAAAUCAGUUUUAGUCACAUAAAACUAAAUAAAACAUUCUAGAAUAUCAAAUAAAUAGGUACCUAAUGUCAAAUAGCUUAAAAAUUUGCCCGAACGUUAUGGAAAUUUUACCAUUUCUAGAAAACGCCAAUUUUUUUUUUAAAUAACUUGCACGUUGUAUGGAUUUUAUAAGCAAAACGAGAAACAUAAAUUAUAAUACGAAAUAGCCGCGGAUCGUGUAAAAUCGAUCGAGACUUUUAAUCCGGGACUUUUUUUUUUCCGAACGUCGCUAAUAUUAAUAGGUACCUAUUCUAUGCAAAUUUUACGUACACAAUUAAUUAAUAUUUCAUUAUUUAAUUAUUAUUACAAAGAAAACCAUGACCUUCUAUGCAGUAGUUUGAUCUAAAAUGUUACGAAAAUGUUGUUUCGUUAUUUUUUUAUCGAAGCGGAUUUUUUUUUUUUUACUGAAACUAGUUUGUUUUUUUAUGCUCUGUUAGAAAGGGCAUGGCGGCGAUGGCGAGAUACUCGACCAGACAACGAAAAAAGUAUCGAACAAGGAACGCCAGUGUCCGGAUUGCGGGAAAUGUUACAGCACAUCGAGCAAUUUGGCUCGGCACCGGCAGACUCACAGGUCUCUGGCCGAUACUAAAGCCAGACACUGUCCCCAUUGUAACAAGGUAAAUAAGCCCCUUAAAACUAGAUUUUGAAAAUCCUAAUAAAAAGAUUUGAAAUAUUUAAUAUUCGAAUGUUUUACUACUGUUUAAAGUAUUAUUACCGUUAAUGUGUUUAUACAAAUACACAUUUUGACCCGGAUGAUAAUACAUAUGUAUUAUUCAAGAUUUCAUUGUUAUUGAGUUUUUAUUUGAUAAAUAUUUAUUUAAAUAUUAAUUUAGGAUAGCUAUCAGCCGUAUCAUUUUUAUAAUGAAACAGAUGUCUCUAUACAACAAUAGGUAGGUGCUUAGAUGUUAGAUACAACCUAUUAGUGAGUAGAAUUUGUAAUGUGCAUACCUUUAUUUUUUAUUUGCAUUUAUUAGAGAAAAUACUUGAGUAAAUUAUAUGAUCUUUUAAACAUUUUUAAUUUCUAUUAGGUAUUUUAAUUUAAUAAAAAAAACAAGAAUAAGAAUAGAUAGUUUUUAGUUAACAUGUUAUUUAGAGAAAAAAAAAAUGAAUUAAAUAAAAUUAUAAUACCAAGAAAUUAGUAAUACUUGUAAUUUUUUCUAUAAAACAGGAUAAUCUUAAAAAAAAAAAAACAGGUCGGGAGUAGCAUUUAAAACCGUCAACUAGAAUUUAAAAUGCUCAAUUUCUGUUAAUAAGAAUUGUAAUUAUAAUUUAUCACUCAUAAUUAUUUGUUGUAAAACCAUACACACACACACACACAAUUUAAAAAUUAUCACAAUAAAUGUCAUUUAAUAUUAAUUUUUAUUUAAAAUUAUUUCUUAACUAUCAAACUUUAUGGUGUUUUAGCCUUGCACAUUUUGUGUACAAACCCAUUAAAUUAUAUUAUUUAUUUUCACAAUUUAACAUGAUUAGCGGUUUUAAUUUUUGAUUGUUCAUUUUGGAUUUUAAGUAACAUUUUAUUAAUUUUAAUUUGUGUAAUACUCUUUCUUUAGAUACAAUAGUCAUAGGAGCAGUUACGACAAACUCGAUUAGCCCAUUGAAGAAUUGAUUUUGAUGACUUAGAUUUGUCAAAAAUAUUGGAUAAUUUUUUUCAUCAUGUUAUUGAUUUUUAAUAGAAUUUUUAUUUCUGUGUAAUAUACAUCAAUAUUGUGAAUUUUCACACUAUUUGUCAUUUCAAGAAAUAUUUUUACAGACAAUUAUUUUUGUCAAAAGGCAUUUUAAAAAUAUUAAAUAAAGACAUCAAUGUUUCACUAGUACAUUUUAUACAUUCAUUUGUUAAAUUAUCAGAUUUUCCAAUACUUGUUUGAAUUAUUUUCUACAAAAUCAUUUUAUUGAAAAGUCUGAUAAAGUUGUUGAAUCCACUCCUUUUGGUAAUAAUCGUUUGCUGUGUGAUAUAGUAAAUUUUUCUCAAUUUGAAUUAAUUUUAAAUUUUGUAUUUUUUAGCCAAACAAAUUUACUAAAUGCUAACUGAAAUUUUAACAUUAUCAAAUAGAGGGGAUGUUAUCCUCCUCCCCUUGGUUCUGAUUCCCAGGGUUUUUUGGUUCCACCUCUCAAAUUUUUCAUCAUACAUUCAUAUCUAUUGUAUAUUUGUAAAAUUGAUUACUGUCUUAAAAAAAAAUGUCCAUAUUUAUUUGAAACUAUUUGAAAUAUUGAAUAACAGAUAUGAUACUCGUUUACCUCGAGCAUGUUAACUCGUUGUAGGUAUUUUAUGAAUUUAUUCAUUGUUUUUUUAUGUUAUAGGUAUACGUUUCGAUACCAGCCUUUUCAAUGCACAUGCGAACGCACAGUCAGUCGUGCAAGUGCCAUUAUUGUGGUAAAUGUUUCUCCAGACCGUGGCUGUUGCAAGGACACAUUCGUACACACACGGGUAAUAAUAUUACACAGUUUAAAUUGUUGAAAUCCACCAUCCAGAAAUAUUAGAAAAACAAGCAAAUUAUUAGAUAACAUUAAUUGAAUACAAUAAAAAUUAAUUGUAUCAACCUUCUUUCCCCGAAACUUUACCUUGUAUUCGUGCUUGACUUGAAAUAUUAAGCACAUUGUUUGAUGUGAUGAACAUUAUAAUUUCUAUCUAGUUGAUCAUGGCAAUGUCUUUAGAGAAUUAUUAGAUGAUUUUCAUUCUCUUUCGUGGCCGCAAUGGCCAUGAAAUUGCGCUAACCUGAUUCAUGCAUCAUUUUACAAUGAAAUUAAAUAUUUCUAACAAUAAAACAUAUUUUGAUAAAAUGCCAUUUGAAAAACCAGAUUUUGUCAAAAGUAAAUAUUAUGCUAUCCGAUCAAAUAACUAGUUAUACAAUCGGAGUUUCAUAGACAUUUUAUCUUCAAGUUGUUAAAAUAUUGAGUACAUUUUAAUUUGUAUUCAGUUAUUUUUAAUGUUAUUCUAAGAAACGUUAGUUCUCUUCUCUGUUACUUAAUAUCUUUAAUUAAGUCUCAUUAAAAAAGAAAUUAUAUAUUGUUUUUUAGGUGAAAAACCAUACGAGUGUGAUAAAUGUUUCAAAGCAUUUGCGGACAAAUCAAACUUACGAGCACAUCUACAAACUCAUUCUACAGAGAAACCACAUGUUUGUCAGAAAUGUAACAAGGCAUUUGCUCUCAAAUCGUACUUGUACAAACACGAGGAAUCUGCUUGUGGUAAAAUGGCACCAUUGAACAAUAACAAUGAAUAG